AUGAUCGCAUUAGAAUUGCCAACACUUCGAUUCAAACUUUCUAUCGAUUCAGAAAUAUUCGAUAUUGAUUCGUUUUUCGAAGGAUCGAAACUGAAGAAUUUCACAAAGUAUCCUGGUUUGAAAUAUCCAAUAAUAACAAAAAAUGGAAGAAGAAAUGACUUCGCAAUCAUGUACACGAACGUGGAAUAUCAAUAUUAUUUUUUUCUGAGAUCAAGUAUUGACAGUGAAAAAAGUCCAUUUGCAUCACUUGAACUAAGAAAAGACGUUGAUUUCUGUCAUUUUAAUUGGAAAUAUGUGAGUUAAAUACAGAAAAUAUCGAGUAUAUCAUCUUGUAGAUAUUGUUGAGAUUAUUGAGGAUUUUUCUGAAAUAUUGACAACUGAAAAAUCAGAAUUAAUAAAUCAAAGGCGCACACAUUUGGAAAGCGCUAAGGUCUCGUAGCGAUAUCUUUUUGCAGGCCUUUUCAGAGAAAGUUUCAGGAAACGCUGAAUAUACCGCCUGAUUCGUCUCAUCGAGAUGAAUAAGGAGAUAGAUAUAUUCAAAUUACCAUAAAUUAUGGUUUGAAGAAAGUUAGACGCGAAAACACAAUAUUUUUAAGCAAAAAUUGUAAAAAUUUCAGAAAAACAAAGUAUGUUUCAAAAGCAAGAAUAAUGUGUUGAGUGUCUAUGAAUUUUCGGAAACAACGAGCUCAACCUCAAGGUAUCCUCUAUUCUUCUAAUUUAUCCCAUUAAAAUUCCAAUCUUAUUUCCAGCCCAAUGCAACCAAUUCUUUUGGAAAGAUAUACAAAGUUGAACAUGAACAAGUCCAUUUCUUAUGAAAAUGCACAAGGACAUGAUAUUUUCUUGGUGAGUCGCUGGGUUUUCUAGUUAUUGAAUAAAUGAAUACUUUUUCAACUACAAAAUUUACAGUUUCAUCACGAAUACAACUGGAUUUAUGUUCUGGACACUGAUGAGCAUAGUCGAGCAACUUAUGCGUUGAGAACUUAUCAACUUUUUGUGCCAAAAGAGUGGAAUUUUGAGCGAUUCCUUUUUGUGGAUGAUUUCGGAAUUAUCAGUGAAUAUUCACACUCGAAAAAUUCAUCACUUAUUCGACAAUAUUACUCGAUUAGAUCUGAGGUAUUUAAAUCUAAAUCCGAAUUUCUCAUUGAAUUCUCGUGAAAAACCUUUUUUUUCAGAAAUCUGGCCUCAAAUCCUACUGUUUGCAUAGUGGAAAAAUUGAUGGAACAAUCGGAAUUUUUGCACAAAAAGCCAUGCCACCGCAAACUCCAAGUAAGUUGAAAAACUCUCCUUGAACAAUUUUCAAUAAUAUUUUCCAGCUGCUGAAAAAUUGAUACAAUUGAAAAAAGAUCUCGAAAGUGGUGGAAUCACAACAAGUAUUACAAUUUUGUACAUUUGCACGGUCAUUUACUUGCUAUUUUUCAUUUGUUAUACUUUUAUUCCGCCCAAGAAACGAUUUAUCACAAAUGAAUUGGUGAGAACUUUUUUUUUAAAUUUUGUUUUCAAAAAAAAUGUUGCAGUUAUCAAUGGAGCGCGAAGUGACAAGAUUAUCACCAGUGAUUGAGCCGGUUAUUAUUGGAGUUCAUGAAUUUAUGAAUGGGGAGGUUAGUCAUGGGAACACGUAGAAUUUAGGGUCGCGCCGCGAUUUAUAAGGUUGUCCCAAAUCAAACUGUUUCCAGCUCGCGAAAGACGCUUUGAAGCAAAAGAAGGACAAUUGA
Molecule: messenger RNA, 1712 nt
Organism: Caenorhabditis angaria
Lineage: Eukaryota; Metazoa; Nematoda; Chromadorea; Rhabditida; Rhabditidae
Source: the annotation of a GenBank genome assembly